ACCCUAGGGUUAGGGUUUUUGGCGAAGCUGUGGUCUCUGAGGAAGUAGAAGAAGAAGAACAACAGCUUCCGAAAAUCUCUCUCCUUUCUCUUCAAACAGCCAAGCAGAGCCAGCAUUUAACUGAACCACACCAUGCAAUCCAACGAACCAGCCACUUCCAUGGAGGUUGAAAAUGUUUUAUCGGAACCAAAUCCCACAUCUGGGACUUUUCCAUCAAAGCCAAAGUUUGAGCCUCUAAAGGCUCAUGAGAUAUCUGAAGGCCGAGUUCAGUUUCGGAAGGUCUCCGUUCCACCCCAUCGAUAUACUCCUCUGAAGAAAGCAUGGAUGGAAAUCUAUACACCAAUAUAUGAGCAGAUGAAAAUAGACAUUCGAAUGAAUCUCAAAGCUCGCAAAGUUGAAUUGAAAACCAGGGCAGACACUCCUGACAUUAGCAACUUGCAGAAGUGCACUGAUUUUGUCCAUGCUUUUAUGCUAGGGUUUGGUGUGGUAGAUGCCAUUGCCCUCUUGCGUCUGGAUGAGCUUUACGUAGAAUCUUUUGAGAUCAAAGAUGUUAAAACUCUUCGAGGUGAGCACCUGUCUCGUGCCAUAGGAAGACUGUCUGGUAAAGGAGGCAAAACAAAGUUUGCAAUUGAGAAUGCUACAAGGACGAGGAUUGUAAUUGCGGACACCAAGAUUCACAUAUUAGGAUCUUUUUCCAACAUUAAAAUUGCAAGAGAUUCUCUUUGUAGCCUCAUUUUAGGGUCCCCUGCUGGAAAGGUAUAUUCAAAACUCAGAGCAGUUACUGCUAGACUUGCAGAAAGGUUUUGAGCUUUGCAUUUUUGCUGGUUACUGGUAGACAUGCAAAAAGGUUUUGUGCUUUCAUUUUUGCUGUUGUAUCGAGUCAUCAAUUUUGGAUAGUUUGCUUUAAGAUCAAAGGCAGUGAGCUCAGGGGGAAAUUUUCUGCAGUUGGCUGUUCAACGCAUUCAUUUUUCAGGUGUCUGCUUGUAUUCCAGGGGUUGGAUGCAGGUGGAUAUCUGCUUUUAAGGACUUUGAUUUUCUCAAGCCUUUUUACUAUAUGUUUUUGUUAACAUCACGUGUCUUGCAUAGGCAUGGUUGAAUUAAUUUUGGAUUGGAUAGGAGUUUCUCGAGUCUUGAGCUUUCAUCUCUAAUGUAUAAUUGAACAACAGUUUUCUGGCAAAUUAAUACCAAAUGUACUUCAUUUUAGUUUA
Molecule: messenger RNA, 1208 nt
Organism: Vitis riparia (riverbank grape)
Lineage: Eukaryota; Viridiplantae; Streptophyta; Magnoliopsida; Vitales; Vitaceae
Product: RNA-binding protein PNO1-like
Exons: 2
Coding region: 133-807 (224 amino acids)
Cellular component (GO): nucleolus
Molecular function (GO): RNA binding
Source: RefSeq, a predicted model, not a curated record